AGAAUGUAAGUCGGUUUAUAUGUACAAAAUGAGCGUGUCUGGGUGCGAAUCGACAUGCGAAGAUUUUGAGCAAGAUUUUGAAAAUCAAUUAAGCAGUUUCAGAAGGAUCUGGAAGCAGCGACAACUUCUUUACGGGGAUCAAAUUGGAGAACUGAAGCAGAAAAUCGAAAAGCUUCAAGCCGAUAAAAAUAAUUUGGGUCUUAAAUACGUGAAAUGCAAAGCUGAGCUGGAAAAGCUAAAAGAAGAGCCGAAAGUAUCAAUUUGCAUUAUUUGCCAAUCAGGUUUGGGUGGAAGCUUAAACCAAAAAGAAGAUGGUGAUAAAAGCUUGAACGCAAGUUGCAUAGAAAGUUCGAGUAAGGUAGUUGAAAGGAAGACACCUAAAAAGCUGGACAGUUUAGCUGUAAAUUCGAAAAAAAAGUUCAAUUUCAAAGAGUUUAAAAUGCCAUCGAAGGCUGAGGAACAACUUAUCGAAGAUGAGAAAUCGAUUAAUAUUGGCAAUUUUUCCAUUCCUGAAACGUGUCCCGAUAACGACUCUUCAAUUGUAGAAAAAAUAAAAGUUUCUGGUAGUAAAAAUACAAUAUCUAAGAAGCAACAACAAUCAACCCCAAUUAACGAAAACUGGACACGGCCUAGUCUGGUAAAGAUGUCUGGAGGCUUAGUCAAGCAGUGUUUAGACAUCAACAAAAAUUGCCCAAAGUCAAGAACGUCAGUUGAAAAUGAAACAGUUCUAAUUAGCUCGUUAGUUGUAAUCGAAAACUCAGUUAACGUGACAGAAAUUGACCCAAAAAAUGGGCCCAUCCUAAAUCCUCUUCCAGAAAAUUGUGCAUUCAAAAAUGAAGUUUUGAGUGGAAAAACUAAAAAUAAGAAAACAAGUUUCGAUGCAAAUGCAAAAACUGUCAGUGAACCUCAGGAAAAUUCAAAAAUUGAAGAUAAUUUAACAGAAGACUCAAAUAGUAUCGGCGAUAAAGAUGACUUAGAUGUAAUCAUUCCCAGUCCAGUUAUUGGGAAGUCAAACUCACGUAUCACAAACUCAAGUCAAACUCCAGACGAAAGUCUGGCCAAUAAAUGUCAAUCUCAGUUUGAAUCAACGGCUACGUGUAGUAGCUCCCAGAAACUUUUAUUCGGAUCAUCUCGAAAAUCUUUAUCGGCCAGUAAAGUUGGUAGAAUUAUAGUUUCGGAUACACCGUCGCCAAAAAGUAAACGAAGAUUGAUUUUAAAAUCUGUCGAGAAAACUAAUUUAAUUCCCGAAACGUAUAAUUGCAAUUCGCCCGAAACUAUCGGCGCUGUCGAUAAUGAAAUUCAAGAGACUGACAGUUUAUUUGUUGAAGACGUUAAGAAUUUGGCCCGGAAUAACAAAUUAGAAAAGUCCUUCAAAAAUUUUUGCUCGACGCAAAUGAUAGACAGAACGAAGUUAGAAGAAAGUCUUCAGUUGAUGUUUUCACCAGUUGAGCCUCUAAAUAAAGAAAAACAAUUCCAACAAAAAUCAAUUUCUCCUAAAAUAUGCGCUGAACAAUCAUCGUUCAGUCAACCUUGUGAAAUUAUAGAAUCACCAACUGAACUUUCGUCUAAAUCUCAGCAACAAAAAAAAGCACGAGAAAUACGAAAGAAAGCUGCGAAAAUUACUUAUACGAAGAGUUUUUACAGUGAUGGACAAAGCAAACUUAAAUUAAUAGCUAAAGGCGUUAGUAAGAACAGCGCCAAGAAAAAGCAAACAAGUCAAAAUAAAAAACCAACGAAAAAGACUAACCUAGAUGAGAGUAUCCAAGUCUUAGAAGAUAGUUUCGACGUUGUACCGAAUUCUAAGAACGAUAAACCAAGUUUCAAGUACCAGGAGGUCGUGAGAGGUCAAGUCGCCAGAAAUCAGAUGACUGGGAAGUCGUGCAAAGAUUGUGAAGAUUAUUACAAAUCUGCAGGUCUGAGUGGAGACGAAAUAGCAAAACGCAUGAACGGUUGUUCACGUCACCGAGUGCACUUCACACCGCCAAAAACCCCGCAACACUACUGGUCCCUUGAUUUCCCCCCUACACCCCCGGACAUGAAGGGCGUGAAAAGAAAAGAACCCUGUGGUGACAAUUUGAAUAAAGAUAAUAUAGAUGAAAUAACGGAAAAAGUUCAUCAAAAUAAUGCUAUUGGAAGUAGUAUAGCCAAUUGUAGAGCGAAGCGACGGAAGCCUUUAGUAAGUAAAUGAAAUGUUUUUUUUUUUUUCAAUUUGUUUUCGCCGUGAUUGUUUUCAAGUUGUAAUUGAGUAAUA
Messenger RNA from Symsagittifera roscoffensis, 2251 nucleotides. RefSeq lists its product as uncharacterized. The transcript has 2 exons. The coding region runs from base 20 to 2188 and encodes 722 amino acids. Gene Ontology annotation, biological process: DNA double-strand break processing involved in repair via single-strand annealing; DNA repair. Gene Ontology annotation, molecular function: damaged DNA binding. NCBI's taxonomy places the organism in Eukaryota, Metazoa, Xenacoelomorpha, Acoela, Convolutidae. The record is from RefSeq and is a predicted model, not a curated record.